UAUUUCGGCGUCCAGUCCUCAAUAUCACCUAGAAUACCAUGUAGUACGUGUUGUCAUGUACGUGCGCACAAGGUUUAAAGAUUCAAAUCCCCACUCCGCUGCUCCAUAUCCCCGCUGUAUCCAUGCCCGACUCCUCAUUGUGUUUCUUGUGCUCGGCGUACGAGGUUGUCGAUUCAACUAACGGAAUACGACGUAUAAAAUAAUUCGAUUCGGAGAAGACACCAUGGGAAAAUCCAAGCAUAAACGGGACUCUAGUUCAGACAGCUCGUCGGAAAGAUCUAGUUCGAAGCGUUUGCUGAAACGUAUUAAACAAUUGGAAAAGAGAUUAGACGAUCGCCGUAGAGACAAAGAUGGCAAACGCAAACAUAGAUCCCGCUCUCUUUCUCGUGCAGAGAAAGGUAUUCGUUCUCGUGCAGAGAACGGUUCCACUGACCGAUCGCUUUCUCGUGCAGAGAAACUUCGACGGGUGGAAAGAGAUGAACAUUUGGAGCAAAGACGACACAGUAAGUCUCCCUCCAGAGUGUCACGUAGAUUUCGUGCAGAUUCUACGGACAAUUUCGCAACUACACCCCCUAUUGAAGUAGGUUCCGUAGAUGCAUACAGUGUUACAGAACCUACAGACGACGUAUUAGAUUUGAAUACAGAUGAGGAUACACUAGAGGAAGAGCUGUCAGAGAAUAUUUUACAUAUUCUCGGAAAUAACGAUCGUAAUAAAAAUUUGGAAACCCAAUUUGGAUUACAUGGCGCGAUAGCCCCCGUUUGGGAAAAUAUUUUAGUGAAAGGUUUCAAGAAGGAGGAAAUCGAAAACCUCCUGCAGAGAUAUGAAAUGCCUAAUAACCUCACAUUAUUAGCACCUCCAAAAUUAAACAAUGAAAUCACAGCCAUCCUUUCGAAGACAAAUGUUGCUCGAGAUGGAUCUUAUACAGAGAUCCAACACCAGGUUGGCAAAGGUCUAUGUGCCUUGGGCAAAGGAAUGAACCUUAUCUUGGCAAACAGGGAAAAUAUUCCUGAAGAGUACAAGACAACUCUACUAACCUAUUUGAGUGAUUCUAGUCGCAUUCUAGCGAAUGUUUUUCAUAGAGUGUCUGUGACACGAAGAAAUUUAAUAGCUCCCCUUGUAAACAAAACCAUAAGAGACCUGGUAGUCAAAUCGAACCCAGGAGAAUAUCUCUUCGGGGCAGAUUUAUCCGAGACUAUCAAGACUGCUAAAAACCUUGAGACUAUCAGUAGAGAUUUGAGACUGCAAAAUUCUUUCGAAUCUCGACGUAGUCAAAACAAAGGGGGGGAGUCAACUAAAUACAAACCCAAUCCAACCAAGAACACUUUAAACUACAGGCGCCCAGUCCGUCUUCUGGAAGAGACGAGGCAGAAAAAAGGGCAAUCUUCCAGACCUCAACGUUGGGAGAACCAGAAACAGGAACCGAGAAAGCACCAGAACGACUACUGGAAGAACCGUCGUUAGCUAAGGUAAGUGAGGGACUAGCUGGUCGCUUGAAGUUAUUCAUUAAGGAAUGGCAGAAAAUAACUUCAAACCCUGUUGUGCUUAGCUGGAUUGAAGGUUAUAAAAUUCCUUUCAACAGUCAACCUUUACAGUUGAAUAUCCCUAGUCAGAAAAUAUUUUCAAAAUCUGAAGAACAAAUUAUUCAGGAGGAAAUUAGUAGGUUACUGAAGUUGAAUGCCAUUCGGAAAUGUUUUCCUUUGCAAGGAGAAUUCAGAUCGUCUUUCUUUCUUGCUAAUAAAACGAAUGGAGGAAAACGUUUCAUUUUGAACUUAAAAUCCUUGAACUUGUUUGUAUGUGCCCCUCAUUUCAAAAUGGAAGACACGAGAACGGCGUCACGCUUGAUUACUCAGGGUUGUUAUGGCGCCACCAUUGACCUAAAAGACGCAUAUUAUCUUCUAUCUAUUGAUGAUGACUAUCGAAAAUAUUUGAGAUUUCUUUUUCGUGACACUUUAUAUGAGUUCAACUGUUUAUGUUUUGGUUUGUCAUCGGCACCUUAUACGUUCACUAAAUUGAUGAAACCAGUUAUUCAAACACUACGUUCCGAGGGAAUCAUAUGCGUCAAUUACUUGGACGAUUUCUUAAUACUUGGAAUCUCAAAAGAAGAGUGCUCUAGAAACGUUUUUAAAGCCUGUAGACUACUAAACUCCUUGGGUUUCAUUAUUAAUGAGGAAAAAAGUUCUCUGAAACCGCAAACCAAAUUCAAAUUUUUAGGUUUCAUUUUCGAUACUUUGGACCUUUCCAUCGAACUUCCGAUUGAAAAACGCAUGAGAAUCCUUGAGAAAAUAUCGAACCUUCAGAAACGUAAGGUAAUUAAAAUCAGAGAGUUUGCGCAAUUUAUCGGAACUCUCACAUCAGCCUGUCCGGCCGUCAAAUACGGAUGGCUCUACACGAAAAGGUUUGAAAGGGCUAAAUUUCUUGCUCUUGGCAAGAAUAACGAAAAUUUUGAUAGUUUUAUGUAUAUUGGGAAAGAGUUGACACCGGACUUGCAAUGGUGGUAUCAUAACAUAUUUUCUUCGAAAAAUUCAUUGAAAAAUGAUCAAUUUGAUUUAGAGGUUUUCACCGAUGCUAGCCUUUCAGGAUGGGGGGCGUACUGCAUGGGUGAGAGCACCCAUGGCUGGUGGUCAGGAAUAGAUAAAUUGAAGCACAUUAACUAUCUAGAGCUGAAGGCGAUAUUCCUUGGACUGAAAUUCUUCGGGAAAUAUUCUUUCGAUGAAAAGAUUCUCAUCAGAACGGACAAUACAACUGCACUUUCUUACAUAAAUAAAAUGGGCAGCGUGCAGCAUCCAGAAUUGAACGAGCUAUCUCGUCUCAUCUGGAAGUGGUGCGAAACGAAAAAUGUAGUGUUAUUCGCAUCAUACAUAAAAUCGGAGGACAAUUGGCAGGCAGAUAGGGCUUCACGCAUUCUACCUCCCGAGACGGAAUGGUCAUUAAAUAAUGACGCUUUUAAGACAAUUGAAAGAAAUUUUGGGACUCCCGAAAUUGACUUAUUUGCCUCUGCUAAUAACUAUAAAUGCAAAAAAUAUAUAUCGUGGUAUAGGGAUUCCGGGGCAUACGCUGUAGAUGCAUUCACUUUGGAUUGGUCGGCUUUAUACUUCUAUGCGUUUCCUCCGUUCGCCAUGAUUAGCAGAGUGUUACAGAAAAUUUCAAAAGAAAAAGCUGAGGGUAUAAUUGUAGUACCUCUUUGGAAAUCCCAAGCUUGGUACCCGCUUUUUCUCAAGUUGAUCACACAAUCACCAAUAAUUUUUGAACCAAAGAGUAAUUUAUUGAUCUCUCCCUACAGCAAUGCAGCUCAUCCUCUGGCAGACCAACUUACCCUGGUGGCCGCGAGAUUAUCCGGAAAGCCUUUAUAAUGAAGGGCGUACCCAGGGAGGCAAUCAAUACAAUACUCGGCUCACUUUCUACUUCAACCAUUAAUCAGUACAA
This is a messenger RNA of Coccinella septempunctata (seven-spotted ladybird), 3424 nucleotides long. RefSeq lists its product as uncharacterized. Gene Ontology annotation, biological process: DNA integration; DNA recombination. NCBI's taxonomy places the organism in Eukaryota, Metazoa, Arthropoda, Insecta, Coleoptera, Coccinellidae. The coding region runs from base 224 to 1462 and encodes 412 amino acids. The transcript has 2 exons. Gene Ontology annotation, molecular function: DNA binding. The record is from RefSeq and is a predicted model, not a curated record.